AUGAAGGUCGCUCUACUCUUCUUGGCUGCCUUGGCUGCUGCUGAGCAGCUGGAGACAGCCCCCGCGGUCGCCGCUGGUGUCUACAACAAGCCCCAGGAAGACACCAAGCCCGCCACCAGUGGAACCUACUCAAACGUCGCGCACGACGAGGCGCCAAAGGUCUCGGGCGGCUACGCGGCGACGACGAAGCCCAAGCAAAAAGACAUCAAGCCAAAAGGAUACGCCGACAAGCCGAAGCCCGCCGAGCACGAGCACGAGCACGAGCACGAGCACGAGCACGAGCACGAGCAUGAGCCAGCCGAGCACGAGCACAAGCCAGCCGAGCACGAGCAAAAGCCAGCCGAGCCCAAGUACAAGCCGGCCGAGCACAAGCCGAAGCCAGCUGAACCCAAGUACAAGCCGGCUGAGCACAAGCCCAAGCCAGCUGAGCCCAAGUACAAGCCAGCCGAGCCCAAGCCGGCCGAGCAAAAGCCAGAUGCUUAUGCUCCGGCCAAGGUCGAGUCCUAUGGUGCCCCGGCCGAGCCGAAGCCGAAUGCUGGUGCGCCGGCCAAGGACGAGUCCUACAGCGCCCCGGUUGUGAAGCCCGACGACGCUCCGGCUGACUACAAGGCGGUUGGCGCGUCUGAGCCCCAGGUCAGCGAGACUUCUGUAGAUACGGCAGUCAUCGUUGCAGCCACGCUGCUCUCCGCUGAAGAAGACGCCACUUACGGUCAGUACCAGCCUCCAUCGGAGCCUGCGUACAAGAAUCAGCCCGCCAACAACCAAGCUGGAUACGGCAAGCAGCCCAGCUACGGGAACAAAGGCGGCUACGCAAAGCCCAGCUACGGCGAUAACGACGGCUACGACGGCGGCUACGACGGCGGCUACGACGGCGGCUACAACGGCGCCUACAACAAGCCCGCUACUGGAUACAAGAAGCAGCCCGACGCUGGCUACGGCUAUGACAACCGCUACAAGCAGCCUAGCCAAGGUUAUAACAAGCAGCCGAGCACUGGUUACGGCAAGGACAACGGCUAUGGCAACAACAACGGCUACGGCAACAACAACGGCUAUGGCGACUACGACCUGGCGCCGAUCUCGGACGAAGACCGCUUCCACCGGUUCUACGACAACCUCAAGAUCUGCAAGGCCGAGAACGCGCUCGAGAGCUGCAUCAUCUCGUCGGCGUCGCGCGCCGACUGCAUGAGUGCGGCGCGCAUCAAGCAGUGCACGUCGUCGUUCAUCACGGGUCUCUGCUCCGACUUGGAGACGACAACGACCAAGUCGUACGACAACGGCUACGUCAAGUGCUCGGCGGACACGUGCACGGACGCGGCGCUGGCCGACUCGCUCCUCGUGUACAACAAGCUGCUCCGCGACGUCAACACGGCGCUGGACGUCACCCCUCAGUUUGACCAGUGGUCGUUCACGACCAUCAAACUGGCGCUCGCGAGCACGCGCAACCACGCCGACUGCGUCAUCAAGGGGUUCCUGAGCUACCUCGACGGGUGUGCGACGUCGUCCGUGCUACCCAAGCGCGACCUCGUGUGCCUCGACAAGGCGCUCAACAACGGCAAGUGCGAGUGGGGUCUCGAGACCGCGGACGGGUGGAACCUUGCGCAGUUCCUCAAGACGUAUGGCCAGCUGGCGUUCAACAGCGUCGUGUCGUCGAUGCAGCACCGAUUCGGUGUCUCGAACGAGCGUGGCAUCGACAAGGCGAUCACCGACGUCCUCCUCAGCGUCAUGGAGCAGUCGACGCAGUUCGUCGAGACGGUCAACACCGAGUAUGAUUUUACAAACCAAGUGACGUCGGUCGACGUCUGCGCCGUGACGCUGCCCGAGUACCAGUUGGACGCGAAAGACGGUACUGACAUCAGCACGGUGCUCUUCCACUUUGCCAAGACCGAGCAAGACGCAUACAACACGCACGCGUACGGCGAGACGGUCUAUGGCGACUCCCCGGACGAGGGCACGGCCAAGGUCAACUUGUACGACAAGUGCACGCAGUUCUUUGCGGAUACGAAGAAGGACUUUGUCGAAGGCAAGGGCACGGACUGGACGUGCGUGCCCGGUUUCUCAAGUCCGAUGCGCAUCAACGACGACGGCGACGUCGAGUGCAUGGCGACCGACGGCAAAAACUGCAACUGGGGCGGUGAAGACUGCAAUGCCAAGAUCACAAACAAGGUCGACGCAGCCUUGAAGCCAUUGGCGUGCGGCGCCGACCACGAGGCUACGACGGCGCCCGUCUACCAGAACGUCGACAACGUCUACUCCAACCACCGCCAGUACUCGAGCUACAUGGCGGCGAGUCCGGCGUAUGUCGAUGUGUGCGACUCGCUCCGCGUCAGCUGGGACAUUGCGACGGUCGUGCCGAUCGUGAGCACCAAGUGCUUUCCGCAGUCGUGCGUCCUCGCGCAGCUCUCGCAGUGCAUGGACAUUCCCGAGCCGACGUACACGGCGAUCGGGUACGACUAUGUCGCGCAGCCCUCCGACGGCUACAGCGGGUACCGCCCGUCCAGCUACCAGCGCCCGUCCAGCUACGCCACGUACAACCAGUACUCGCGGGCGCUCUUUUGGUUGGUCUGGUCGUGGUUGGCGUUGUUGUCUUCGCUGGGCUUUGUCGCCGGCAUUGUUGUCGUCGCGGUCGCCCAAGUGGUGCUUCAGGCCCGCAACGUGCGCGACGAUGCGAAGGGGUACCGCCUUGUCUAAGCAAUUGCGUGAGCCCCUCUAUCAGUAACUCUAUCAUGAAUGGUUAAUUUGUCUAUGCAUCCAAACGUUCCUGACGGUAGACCAAGACGCUUUCUUCUAAAGUCUAAAAAGAUUUGAAGUCCCUGAAUCCCAUAUGAUAGUAAUCUACUAGUAGAAGGAGAUAGGACCUCCUCUUGUC
Messenger RNA from Saprolegnia diclina VS20, 2866 nucleotides. RefSeq lists its product as hypothetical. Bases 1 to 2688 code for a protein of 895 amino acids. The record is from RefSeq and is a predicted model, not a curated record. NCBI's taxonomy places the organism in Eukaryota, Oomycota, Saprolegniomycetes, Saprolegniales, Saprolegniaceae. The transcript is spliced from 2 exons.